Solanum verrucosum is the source of this 849-nucleotide messenger RNA. RefSeq lists its product as uncharacterized. The transcript has 2 exons. The record is from RefSeq and is a predicted model, not a curated record. NCBI's taxonomy places the organism in Eukaryota, Viridiplantae, Streptophyta, Magnoliopsida, Solanales, Solanaceae. The coding region runs from base 456 to 833 and encodes 125 amino acids.
AUGACUUAUUAUAAGGUUUUCUUGACCAAUGACUAUCUGAAGAAGUUCUUGUUUUCUACUUGAAAUUGUCUGAUCUUUCAGGUUAGUAUUAAACAAUUCUCAUCAUGUGAGCUGAAAGGAAGUUGUGGUCUCAAGAUAUUGGUCAAAGUUGUGGCUUUCUUGUUGACCGAGUCAAAAGUUUCGAUAAUGGUAGCCACAAAGUUAAUUCUAGUCAAAGAAAAGCAUCUUCAGGUUAUACGCGAGGAAGCGUAAAGGUUGAUCUUAAUGAGGACAAGACUAAACUGGUGGUAACAUGUGAGAAGCCGGUCCAAGAAACUGUAACGAUCGGGAGUGAAGUGAUCAAGAAAGGUGUACAAAUUAGAAGAUUUACAGAAUCUUUCAAGAUUCCAGAAGGGGUAAUCGUGGACGAAAUUAUAACUAACUUCAAUGAGGAAACCUCCAACCUGACUAUUACCAUGCCAAAGAGAAUGAAGGAGCCAGAGCUUGUUACACAGACCAGCUCAGAGAAUUUGCCUUAUACAGUUCUUAAAAGAGCGAGAUUUCAAGAAGACGAAGGAGCAGCUGAUUCAGUAACUGCAUAUCGAAAAGGACUAAUCGAACAACAUGGUGCUAAUGAUGAAUUGCCCAGAAGGGAAACCAAAAUAGGUGAUGAUAAAGUUGAAUGUAGAAAUUUGAAAGAUGAUGAAGUUUGUGAAAAAGAGGAAGAUAAACUGCCUAAGAGGAGCAAGGUAUGUGUUCCUGUUAUUGUUGGAUCAGCUGUAAUGUUAUCUGUAGUUGUCUUUGUGAUUCUUUUUAUGAGAAAAAAGAAGCAACCUGGAAAAAGAAAAGAUUAAGACAAAGAACAUUUGU